GCCACCUACCCGCCCGGUCCCGUCCCCUCCUGUUCCUCCCAGGGAGGAGGAUGGGGUUGGAAACGCUUUCCCCGAGGAUGCUCGUGUGGCUGGUGGCCUUGGGCACUGUUUUCUAUGGGGAGCUGUCGUUCUGCGCUGGCCUCGAUUAUGAUUACACUCUGGAUGGGAACGAAGAGGAUAAAACGGAGACCCUCGAUUACAAAGACCCUUGCAAAGCCGCUGUAUUUUGGGGUGAUAUUGCCUUAGAUGAUGAAGACCUAAAUAUCUUUCAAAUAGAUAGGACAAUCGACCUCACACAGAACCCCUUUGGAAAACUUGGACAUACCACAGGGGGACUUGGAGACCAUGGUAUGUCAAAGAAACGAGGAGCCCUCUACCAACUUAUAGACAGGAUAAGAAGAAUUGGCUCUGGCUUGGAGCAAAACAACACAGUUAAGGGAAAAGUACCUCUAAAAUUCUCAGGGCAAAAUGAGAAAAAUCGAGUUCCCAGAGCUGCCACAUCAAGAACUGACAGAAUAUGGCCUGGAGGCGUUAUUCCUUAUGUUAUAGGAGGCAACUUCACUGGUAGUCAGCGAGCCAUGUUCAAGCAGGCCAUGAGGCACUGGGAAAAGCACACGUGUGUGACUUUCAUUGAAAGAGGUGAUGAAGAGAGUUACAUUGUAUUCACCUAUAGGCCUUGUGGAUGCUGCUCCUAUGUAGGUCGGCGGGGAAAUGGGCCUCAGGCAAUCUCUAUUGGCAAGAACUGUGAUAAAUUUGGAAUUGUUGUUCAUGAAUUGGGCCAUGUGAUAGGCUUCUGGCAUGAACACACACGACCAGAUCGAGAUAACCAUGUAACCAUCAUAAGAGAAAACAUCCAGCCAGGUCAAGAGUACAAUUUUCUAAAGAUGGAGCCUGGAGAAGUAAACUCCCUCGGAGAAAGAUAUGACUUUGACAGUAUCAUGCACUAUGCCAGGAACACCUUCUCAAGGGGGAUGUUUCUGGAUACCAUUCUCCCCUCCCGUGAUGAUAAUGGCAUACGUCCAGCAAUCGGUCAGCGAACCCGUUUAAGCAAAGGAGAUAUUGCACAGGCAAGAAAGCUGUAUAGAUGUCCAGCAUGUGGAGAAACCCUGCAAGAAUCCUAUGGCAACCUUUCCUCCCCAGGAUUUCCAAAUGGCUACCCUUCCUAUACACACUGCAUCUGGAGAAUUUCUGUGACCCCAGGGGAGAAGAUUGUUUUAAAUUUUACCACAAUGGACCUAUACAAGAGUAGUUUGUGCUGGUAUGACUACAUUGAAGUAAGAGAUGGGUAUUGGAGGAAAUCACCUCUCCUUGGUAGAUUCUGUGGGGACAAAGUUUCUGAAAUUCUUACUUCUACAGACAGCAGAAUGUGGAUUGAGUUUCGCAGCAGCAGUAACUGGGUAGGAAAAGGCUUUGCAGCUGUCUAUGAAGCAAUCUGUGGAGGUGAGAUACGUAGAAAUGAAGGGCAGAUUCAGUCCCCUAAUUAUCCUGAUGACUAUCGACCGAUGAAAGAAUGUGUGUGGACGAUAACGGUGUCCGAGGGCUCCCAUGUGGGACUGACCUUUCAGGCCUUUGAGAUCGAAAGGCAUGACAACUGUGCCUAUGACUACCUAGAAGUUCGAGAUGGAAUAAAUGAAAAUAGCCCUUUGAUAGGGCGUUUCUGUGGUUAUGAUAAACCUGAAGAUAUAAGAUCCAUCUCUAACACCUUGUGGAUGAAGUUUGUUUCUGAUGGAACUGUGAACAAGGCAGGGUUUGCUGCUAACUUUUUUAAAGAGGAAGAUGAGUGUGCCAAGCCUGACCGUGGAGGCUGUGAGCAGCGGUGUCUGAACACACUGGGCAGCUACCAGUGCGCCUGCGAGCCUGGCUAUGAGCUGGGCCCCGACAGGAGGAGCUGUGAAGCUGCUUGUGGCGGACUUCUUACCAAACUUAACGGCACCAUAACCACCCCAGGCUGGCCCAAGGAAUACCCUCCUAAUAAAAACUGUGUGUGGCAAGUGGUCGCACCACCCCAGUACAGAAUUUCUGUGAAGUUUGAGUUUUUUGAAUUAGAAGGCAAUGAAGUUUGUAAAUAUGAUUAUGUGGAGAUCUGGAGUGGUCUUUCUUCAGAGUCUAAGUUGCACGGCAAAUUCUGUGGUGCUGAUGUGCCUGAAGUGAUCACAUCUCAGCUCAACAACAUGAGAAUUGAGUUCAAAUCUGACAAUACUGUAUCCAAGAAGGGCUUCAAAGCACAUUUUUUCUCAGACAAAGAUGAAUGCUCUAAGGAUAAUGGCGGGUGUCAGCACGAAUGUGUCAACACGAUGGGAAGCUACAUGUGUCAUUGCCGUAGUGGAUUUGUGCUGCAUGAAAAUAAACAUGAUUGCAAGGAAGCUGAGUGUGAACAGAAGAUCCACAGUCCAGGUGGCCUCAUCACCAGUCCCAACUGGCCAGACAAGUACCCAAGCAGGAAGGAAUGCACAUGGGAAAUCAGUGCCACCCCCGGCCACCGAAUCAAAUUAGCCUUUAGUGAGUUUGAGGUCGAGCAGCAUCAAGAAUGUGCUUAUGAUCACUUAGAAGUAUUUGAUGGAGAAACAGAAAAAUCACCAAUUCUUGGACGACUGUGUGGUAACAAGAUACCAGAUCCUCUUGUAGCUACUGGAAACAAAAUGUUUGUUCGGUUUGUUUCUGAUGCAUCGGUUCAGAGAAAAGGCUUUCAAGCCACACAUUCUACAGAGUGUGGUGGCCGAUUGAAAGCAGAAUCAAAACCUAGAGAUCUGUACUCGCAUGCUCAGUUUGGUGAUAACAACUACCCUGGACAGGUCGACUGUGAAUGGCUGUUAGUAUCAGAACGAGGCUCUCGACUUGAAUUAUCCUUCCAGACUUUUGAAGUGGAAGAAGAAGCUGACUGUGGCUAUGACUAUGUUGAGCUCUUUGAUGGUCUCAAUUCAACAGCUGUGGGGCUUGGUCGAUUCUGUGGACCUGGGCCAGCAGAAGAUAUCUAUUCAAUUGGGGAUGCAGUUUUAAUUCAUUUUCACACUGACGACACAAUCAACAAGAAAGGAUUUCAUAUAAGAUACAAAAGCAUAAGAUAUCCAGAUACCACGCAUACCAAAAAAUAA
This is a messenger RNA of Cynocephalus volans (Philippine flying lemur), 3092 nucleotides long. It is a transcript of the gene TLL1, whose product is annotated as tolloid like 1. Bases 51 to 3092 code for a protein of 1013 amino acids. Gene Ontology annotation, molecular function: calcium ion binding; metalloendopeptidase activity; zinc ion binding. NCBI's taxonomy places the organism in Eukaryota, Metazoa, Chordata, Mammalia, Dermoptera, Cynocephalidae. The record is from RefSeq and is a predicted model, not a curated record. Gene Ontology annotation, biological process: proteolysis. The transcript has 21 exons.